This is a messenger RNA of Enhydra lutris kenyoni (northern sea otter), 4561 nucleotides long. RefSeq names its product TBCC domain containing 1. The record is from RefSeq and is a predicted model, not a curated record. Gene Ontology annotation, biological process: maintenance of centrosome location; maintenance of Golgi location. Lineage: Eukaryota; Metazoa; Chordata; Mammalia; Carnivora; Mustelidae. The coding region runs from base 296 to 1969 and encodes 557 amino acids. The transcript has 8 exons. Gene Ontology annotation, cellular component: spindle pole centrosome.
GGGACGAUUUAUCUUGUUACAAGUCUGAGAAUUUCAUUCAUACUGAACUUUACGCUGGAUGCGGGAGCGGAGGGACACAGGAGAAAUGGGCGGAGACAAUUACUCUAAGCCAACCGUGAGGGUGAACGCGUUGCUUGAGAUCUUAUUUUACCCUCCUGGAACAAGCCCGGAAGAAAAUUACCUCGGUUUCACUGAGAAGAGGCCGUGGACGCAGGCAGGUUUGGAUUCGGAUUCAGCUUCCAUCACUUAGCGGUAUGCCAAGAAGCCUUAUCACACAGAUGUCCUUCGAGAUAAUAUGGAUCAGUCCGGAGUUCACCUCUGGGUGAAAGCAGAACCCUUUAUAGUGGGUGCCUUGCAGGUUCCCCCUCCAUCCAAAUUCAGUCUUCACUAUCUCAGGAAGAUAUCCACCUAUGUGCGAACCCGGGCCACAGAAGGAGCUUACCCACGCCUAUACUGGUCCACGUGGAGGCACAUUGCAUGUGGGAAGCUGCAGUUGGCUAAGGAUCUGGCCUGGCUUUAUUUCGAAAUAUUUGAUAGUCUUGCAAUAAAGACACCAGAGGAGCUCCUGGAAUGGUCUGAGAUUCUGUCCAACUGUAUGUCUGAGGAUGAAAUUGAAAAACAAAGAAAUAAGCUUUCAGUGAACACCCUACAGUUUCUGCUCUUCUUAUACAUACAGCAGUUAAACAAGGUCUCCCUGAGGACAUCUUUGAUUGGAGAAGAGUGGCCUAGUCCCAGAAACAGAUCUCAGUCUCCUGACUUGACUGAAAAAUCCAGUUGCCAUAAUAAGAACUGGAAUGAUUACAGUCACCAAGCAUUUGUCUGUGAUCAUCUGUCAGAUCUCCUUGAGCUACUUUUAGAUCCAGAACAACUCACUGCAUCAUUUCAUUCGACCCAUAAUAGUCUAGUCUCUCGCGAAGCUGUUGUGGCCCUCAGCUUUCUUAUUGAAGGUACAGUGAGUAGAGCCAGGAAGAUAUACCCACUUCACGAACUUGCUCUGUGGCAACCACUGCAUGCAGAAAGCGGCUUCUCACGGAUCUCUAAGACCUUUUCUUUCUACAAGCUGGAAGCCUGGUUGAGAGCCUGUUUGACUGGGAAUCCAUUUGGUACAUCUGCUUGCCUUAAGUCUGGAAAGAAAUUGGCUUGGGCUCACCAAGUUGAAGGGACGACCAAAAGAGCUAAGAUUGCUUGUAAUACACACGUGGCCCCUCGGAUGCACCGCAUGGUGGUGAUGAGCCAGGUUUACAAGCAGACCUUGGCCAAGAGCUCAGAUACUCUGGUGGGGGCACACGUGAAAAUUCAUCGUUGCAACGAAUCUUUUAUAUAUCUGCUCUCUCCCUUACGAUCUGUGACCAUCGAGAAAUGCCGGAAUAGCACCUUCGUGUUGGGCCCUGUACAGACUGCUCUUCACCUCCACAGCUGUGACAACGUUAAAGUCAUUGCUAUUUGCCAUCGUUUGUCCAUCUCUUCUACAACAGGCUGCACCUUUCACAUUCUGACGCCUACACGCCCCCUUAUUCUCUCUGGAAACCAGGCAGUAACUUUUGCCCCUUUUCAUACCCAUUAUCCAAUGCUGGAGGAUCACAUGGCCAGGACUGGCCUCGCUACGGUGCCUAACUAUUGGGAUAAUCCAAUGAUUGUGUGCAGAGAAAACUGCGACACAAGUGUCUUCCGACUCUUACCACCUUGUGAAUUCUAUGUAUUUAUUAUCCCCUUUGAAAUGGAAGGGGACACAACAGAGAUACCUGGGGGUCUUCCGUCUGCAUAUCAGAAAGCACUGGGUCAAAGAGAUCAGAAGAUACAAAUCUGGCAGAAAACUGUGAAGGAGGCUCGUUUGACAAAGGAUCAAAGGAAGCAGUUCCAGGUACUUGUGGAGAAUAAGUUUUAUGAGUGGUUGACUAACACGGGACAUCGCCAACAGCUGGACAGUCUUGUGCCCCCUGCUGCCGGCUCCAAACAAGCAGCAGGAUAAGACACCUACGUGGAAACACUGGGUCCUGGAAACAGGAGGGUGAAUGGAAGAUGGUACAUGUCUUCAAACUCAAUUGGGAAGAUGCUCUUGCUGCUUGAGAGACAUUGCAGUUUUUUCCUUCCUAUUUAAGACCGUUCCUUGAUUUCCAUUCCAUACUGCUAUAUUACUGCUUGGGUCAAAUUUUAGAUGAACUUCUGACUAUCUAUCCUAUAAACAAAUGUAUUGUUUAUAGAACAUCAGAAAGCUCAUCUUUGUGUUGCCAAAAUGAAGUUGAUGAAGGCAGUUUCGUUGUAUGUUAAUAUUGAAGUAACGGAUUGUAGAUUUGCAAGUAAAUUUCACAUUUUAAUUUAUAUGAUGAAAGGGUCUCAUCCUUUCUAUAGUUAAAUAAGAAUUUUAUAGUUCUUUGAAACUAUUUAAAAGGAAAUUGCUACUCCUUUUAAAAAUAAUUGGAAUGAAAGUAUAGUUUGUUGGUGUAUAAAUAUAGCAGAAAUAGUUUUAUACAAAGAUAUUUUAGUCCUUAAAAGUAUGAAGCAAUGAAAUUGUGUAAAUUCUUUAUUUUUCAUUUUCUGCUUCACAUUUUCAAUAAGCAAACUCUAAAAAGUAAUUUUCUCCUUUUGAUAAAAAGAUAGAGAUUUAAUUUUAGAAAAAGUUUUAUGGGGGGAGGAAAGAAUUUUUCCUCUAUCCUAGGUUCUUUAGGCUUUAGUCUAUUAAUUAAAUCGACAUAAGACAGAUUAACAGGAGGCAAACUAUUUUAGUUAGAUAUCUGUGGGCGCCUCAUAAGAAUAUGAGUCCCAGGAACAAGUCAGGCAGUUGGCUUGUAUGUCACCCUGACCUAAGUAAUGGAAUAUAGGCCCAGGGCUUCAGAGGGGAGGAGAGUAGUUCACAGUACGUUAAGAAGAGCAGAUGUGUGGCAGUUAGAUGUUUGCCUUGUCAUACAAAUGGCUCAUUCAGAUUAAAACUUCCCUGUGGUAAUAGCUUUCCUUCUGGGCCAGGCCCCCUAUCUGAAUUAUUUUAGGUAGUUAAGGGAACUUUUUCUUGAAUUUGCAGGGUCUUCAUCACCUUUACCUCAAAAUAAUUCACAUACUAAAGGAGCACAUUUUGGGGUCAUGUUUUCUCCCUCUCGGUUACCAAUGUCACUUCGUGAUGUUAUAGCAAAAUAAAGUUUACAUUUGAUUGGGGAAGCUGUAUUCUUUAAGAUAAAGGAAAAAGAAUUAUUAAGUUAUUAAAUAAUUAUUAAAUUGUUAAAUGAAUCCUCUGAUAAACAUUGUUUUGUAUGCUCAGUGGUCAUUGAAGUAGUAAUUAUAUUAAAAAAGGGCUUGAUCUAAAAUGAAAAAUUCUCAGAAUAUGUGUUAAUUCUAAUUGAGAUUUUCAGUUUUUAUUUUAAGAUGAAAUUCAAGAGAGAAUUCAAUAAAGAAACACUGGAGUAAUAGAAGUGUAUUUUGGAAAUUGCUAUUAGUUAACAAAAUUAAUGGUAUCACUUCGAUACUUUCUUUCCUAUUUACUGAAUUCAGGAAGAUAAGCAUAUAACAUUGUUUCUCAAUAAUCUUCCUAUCAAGGCACAUUUACCAUUUUUUGAAUUAACCAUAAUUUAUCUUGGGAGAAUCCCAUUUGUUGGAUGGCUUUAUUCACGAAAACAUGAGGAAGAUGGACUUUUAAGAAGAGUGUACUUGACCAGGAAAAUGAAAAUAGAGAAUGAUUGACUUGUUUUUUUUUAAUUUACAUAAAAUGUAAUCUCAUUCCAAAAGUCAGAUGGUAUAGGUGCCAAGAAACGUCCUCUGAACAGGUUCCCAUUGAAUAUCAUGGCAGAAAAAUGCCACCAACCAGGCGGCAAGCUGAGCUUAGCUCAACCUUGGCAGGACCGUGAUUCUCAGGGUAGCUUUCUGUCCCUCAGGCUGCAUCUGUAGAGCCCUUUCUUGUGGAUCAGAACUUGUGUGUGUGUCCUGAAAAUUUUCAAACUUAAAGAACAGUUGCAAGAAUCUGAAUCCCCACAUAUGCCUCGUCUAGCUUUACCACUUACUAACAUGCCAUACAUUCACUUUACCACUCUGGAUAGUAAUAGUAUUUUUGCUCAGCAAUUUGAGAGUAGGUUGCAGACAUCUUAAACCUUUACUCCUAAAGACAUUAGCAUGCAUUUCCUAAAAAUAAAGACAUUCUCUUCUGUAGUUGUACAAAUUACUAAAUUGACAAAUUCAGGAAAUCUCACAAAAGUACCAUAUACAGUCCAGAUUAAAAUUUUUGCUAAUCCUCUCAGAAAUGUCCUUUGUAGUGACAUUUUCCAAACAUAAGAUCAUGCAUUGUGUUUAGUAGUCAUUACAUUUUGUUGCUUUGGAACAUGUUGCUUCUGUUCAGAAUUAGAGGGUGGCUUUUUGACUCUCCCAUAAGCUCUAUUGAAGAAAAAAGACACUGGGGAUUUCAAGGUGGUAGCUUGCUAGAAAACCAAAUUGCCCAGGUAAGGGGGACAUUUUUGUUUUUAACUUUGAAAACUUUGGCUGGGUUUUGGUGCCUUGACUCAGCAAAGUCUACAAUACAGCAAAGCUUGGUAAGCAUUAGAAGGGGUACUGAAGCUUUCCUUUAUUUCAUAAUCCCAAUUGU